CUAAAGACAGUGAUGAUCUGAGGCUGAUGAGGAUGUCUGCUUGUAAAAUGUGACAGUGCGGUCACGCAACUCUCCCUGAAUACAUCUGCUGUCGCUCCGAAAAAAAGGAGGCGAGGACUGGGCGGCCGGCUGCGCGAUCGCUGCUCACACCAAGUUGGACUAAAAAUGGCAAACUCUCUUCCUCUCGAAACGGUCAUGGCCUGCCCGGGACUAGGCAGCAGGACAGGGGCCACUGCUGCACCGAAGGCCCUGGCUUUCUCCAUCGACAGGAUCAUGUCCAAGACUUCGGAACCAAAGGGCUCGUCGGGCGACCGCCGAGGACUGGACGUCUCCGAGGGCAAAAAGAUGGUCGGCCUGUGUUCUCCUAUACCCUGCAUGAUUCCCAUCCAGCAUUUCGGCUACGACUUGCAAGCCAAGGCGCUGAUGAACUACUCCGAGUUGUGGAAAGCUAAUUUUCGGGGCACACUAUGCACUUCUGCCGGGAUGUGCAAAGCCAACUGCGGGAUGUGUGGCAAAACAGACUCGGGGUUCAAGCACUCCUUGCUCCCGGGGGCCAGAGUGAUCAAACCCCAAGUCAUUCACCAAGCCAUGGCGAUGCCAACCAACGGUUCUUUGUACUAUUUCAAUUAUUUGGACUCUGCAUAUCACCAGUCAGAUUUGCUAAGCGGACAUUUGUUCUCAUCUGCCUUGGCUAAUUCUCAGGCGCAAGCUUCCCUUAGCGCACACCACAAACUUCUGCUGUUGGAGAACGCAAAACUGGCUAGCGCAACUGCGGACAAAUUCCCAACACCGCAGUACCCACAUAAAGAGCACCUACCGGGACAACUGGACCAGAUUGUGAAAGAGAACCACACCUUGUCGUCGGAAAAAAAUGGAGCGAAAGCGCACAAUAAAGCCAAUAAUUGCGCAGCGGACGGGAAACCCAAAAACUUCACUUGCGAAGUAUGCGGAAAGGUGUUUAAUGCCCACUAUAACCUCACGCGUCACAUGCCGGUACACACGGGCGCAAGACCUUUUGUGUGUAAAGUAUGCGGAAAGGGAUUCCGCCAGGCGAGCACACUAUGCAGACACAAAAUCAUCCACACGCAGGAGAAACCACACAAGUGCAACCAGUGCGGGAAAGCGUUCAACAGAAGCUCAACCUUAAACACUCAUGUCCGAAUCCACGCAGGAUACAAACCUUUUAUCUGUGAAUUCUGUGGCAAAGGUUUUCAUCAAAAAGGAAACUACAAAAACCACAAGCUGACGCACAGCGGAGAGAAGCAGUUCAAGUGCUCCAUCUGUAACAAGGCCUUCCACCAAGUCUACAACCUUACUUUCCAUAUGCAUACCCACAACGACAAGAAACCCUUCACCUGCGGCACGUGUGGCAAAGGCUUCUGCCGGAACUUUGACUUGAAAAAGCACAUAAGGAAAUUGCACGAUAAUACGAUAAUUGCGGGAAAUGAUUCUUCCAGAGGACUCCCAAGCUGAGGCCAAUUCAAGGCCGCAGAUGGACUGAUGAACAGAUAUAUUUCUUUCAAUUUGUUGUAAAUAGACAAUUCAUCUCAUACAAUUACACAAAAUAUCCUACACUGCUGUAAUAUG
Messenger RNA from Alosa sapidissima (American shad), 1587 nucleotides. It is a transcript of the gene fezf2, whose product is annotated as FEZ family zinc finger 2. NCBI's taxonomy places the organism in Eukaryota, Metazoa, Chordata, Actinopteri, Clupeiformes, Clupeidae. The record is from RefSeq and is a predicted model, not a curated record. Bases 166 to 1473 code for a protein of 435 amino acids. The transcript is spliced from 5 exons. Gene Ontology annotation, cellular component: nucleus.